CGGUCACAUGACCACGCAACCUGUCCCAAUCGCUCAUAUUCACUCAUGGACACAGUUUAUUCACCUUCUUUCCCAAAACUGAUGCAUUUCGAGACGUAAAGAUGCAUCAAACAUAAAUCCAGACGCCUAGGAGCAGCCCCGCCUGGCCCUGAGGAGCACCGUGAGGAGCGUCUGCACCCCAUGAGCCUCACAACAUCAUGGCCGUCUUGACGUCACACAAGGGCCUGUGCAUAACGAGAGAAUUAAUGAGUAACUGCAUCCACCAUGACUGAAGAACAGAGGUCAAAUGACAAUUCAUCUAGCACGAAGCCUGCAAGUCACACUCUAAAACCAAAUUAUAUGCUCAAGUACACACUCUCAGGCCAUUCUAAAGCUAUAUCAUCAGUGAAGUUCAGUCCAACAGGAGAUUGGCUAGCAAGUUCAUCUGCUGACAAAGUGAUCAAAAUAUGGGGUGCAUAUGAUGGAAAAUUUGAAAAAACACUCUCUGGGCACAAACUAGGCAUCAGUGAUGUGGCUUGGUCACAUGACAGUCGAUUGCUUGUUUCAGCCUCAGAUGACAAGACACUCAAGAUUUGGGAACUUGCAUCAGGAAAAUGUGUAAAAACACUGAAAGGACACAGUAAUUAUGUGUUCUGUUGCAACUUCAAUCCCCAGUCAAAUCUCAUUGUUUCAGGCUCUUUUGAUGAGAGUGUACGAAUAUGGGAUGUCAAGACAGGCAAAUGUCUGAAAACCCUACCUGCACAUUCUGAUCCAGUCAGUGCUGUUAACUUCAAUCGGGAUGGAACCCUAAUAGUGUCCAGCAGCUAUGACGGUUUAUGUCGAAUUUGGGACACCACCUCUGGCCAGUGUCUAAAAACUCUAAUAGAUGAUGACAAUCCUCCAGUAUCCUUUGUGAAAUUCUCUCCUAAUGGCAAAUAUAUUCUUGCUGCUACUCUUGACAACACCCUAAAGUUAUGGGAUUACAGUAAAGGAAAAUGCUUGAAAACUUACACUGGCCAUAAAAAUGAGAAAUAUUGUAUCUUUGCAAAUUUCUCAGUGACUGGAGGAAAGUGGAUUGUUUCUGGUUCAGAAGACAACUAUAUCUAUAUAUGGAACCUGCAAACCAAAGAAAUUGUGCAGAAGCUUGAAGGUCAUUCAGAUGUUGUUUUGUGCACAGCCUGUCAUCCAACUCAAAACAUCAUUGCCUCUGGAGCAUUGGAAAAUGACAAAACUAUUAAGCUCUGGAAGAGUAACACUUAAAAGUUUCUAUCAUGAAGACAGUGAUACAAAAUAACUAGAAAUUUAUGACUUUCUACUGUGGAAAUACUAGGAUGUUUGUUGGUGUGUCAAGUACAACUUUCUUGUAGUUUAUGAAAGAUAUAGUGCUUUUUUUUUUUAUUCGUAUGGGAGUUAAAUGGGCAUGUUUACUUUGUAUGAUCUCCUUGCAGAAAAGUAGAAUUUACAAUUAGCACAGUGAACUCUGAAAAAAAAAAAAAUGUGAAAUGGUUUUGACAUUACAAAAGGCUCAUAAUUAUGAUUAAUUUUAUACUUUAUACCUGUGGUUGUACAAAGUCCAAAAAAGAAAAAAAAAAUACUGCAGUCUUUUUCUUGGAAUUGGCUGUUAUAUUGAAUAACCAAACUUCUUACAAGUGAU
This is a messenger RNA of Scylla paramamosain (green mud crab), 1633 nucleotides long. RefSeq names its product WD repeat-containing protein 5. The coding region runs from base 265 to 1239 and encodes 324 amino acids. The transcript has 9 exons. Gene Ontology annotation, molecular function: RNA polymerase II general transcription initiation factor activity; protein binding. The record is from RefSeq and is a predicted model, not a curated record. Gene Ontology annotation, biological process: transcription initiation at RNA polymerase II promoter. Gene Ontology annotation, cellular component: transcription factor TFIID complex. NCBI's taxonomy places the organism in Eukaryota, Metazoa, Arthropoda, Malacostraca, Decapoda, Portunidae.